Messenger RNA from Callorhinus ursinus (northern fur seal), 372 nucleotides. The record is from RefSeq and is a predicted model, not a curated record. NCBI's taxonomy places the organism in Eukaryota, Metazoa, Chordata, Mammalia, Carnivora, Otariidae.
AUGCCUACUUUAUCCAAUCUGACACAGAUGCUGGAAGAUGUCUUCAAAAAGAUUUUUAUUACUUAUAUGGACAAUUGGCGCAGGAACACAACAGCUGAGCAAGAGGCCCUACAAGCCAAAUUGGAUGCUGAGAACUUCUACUAUGUCAUCUUGUACCUCAUGGUGAUGAUCGGAAUGUUCUCUUUCAUCAUUGUAGCUAUCCUGGUGAGUACAGUGAAAUCCAAGAGGCAAGAGCACUCCAACGAUCCCUACCACCAGUACAUCGUGGAAGAUUGGCAAGAGAAGUACAAGAGUCAAAUCUUCAAUCUAGAAGAAUCAAAGACCACCAUCCAUGAGAACAUGGGUGCAGCAGGGAUCAAAAUGGGUCCUUGA